AUGUCAAAUACAAACUCACUAUUACUAUGUAUUAAUAUAGCAUUAGUUUGCAUCGCAACCAGUGUUGCCGUAGACACCGACACCGACCCGGAAACUGCCGGAACGGUUAGCGUACGUAUAAAACACGGUGUAAUUAACGGACGGCGACAGUCAUACGAGGGCCGGGAUGUGGACGUAUGGCUGGGUAUACCGUACGCCCAGCCGCCCAUCGGUAAGCUCAGGUUUCGCAAGCCUUUACCUGUGCGACAGCCGUGGGAACAGCCCCUGGAGGCUACCCAAUGGCCACCGGCGUGCUAUCAAGUAAAAAUUCAUCAAGAUUUCUACAACACCAACAUGAGCGAGGACUGUUUAUACUUGAAUAUAUGGUCGCCCAGUGGGCACCCCCUGCAAGCCCAGGAACCCAUACUAAAGCCGGUGAUGCUUUGGAUACACGGCGGGGGUCUGGCGUUUGGCUCGGCGUCCGAACACUUCUACGACGGCCGGGUAUUGUCGGCGUUGGGCGACGUCGUGGUGGUCACCAUAAACUACCGACUAGGGGUGUUUGGCAUGAUGUAUACGGGUCAGGACGGUCCGGCACCGGGCAACAUGAUUUUCUGGGAUCAAUCGCUGGCCAUGGAGUGGGUUCGCGACAAUAUCCGCUACUUUGGCGGCGAUCCCCAUAGGGUUACGCUGUUUGGCGAGUCAGCCGGCGGUGUGUCCGUUGGCCUACACCUGGUUUCGCCGGUCACCCGACACCUCUACCAGAACGCUAUAGUGAUGUCUGGCGCGCCGUUUAUUGACCGUUUUCUGACAACCAGGGACGAACUAGAGGCUACGUGGGUUAGAGGUGUACGCCAGUUAGGUUGCCGUGACAACAAUAAUAAUGAGCAAGAUAAAUUUACACCGGAAUUGAUACAGUGCCUUAUCCGGCAACCGGCCGACAAGUUGGUCACCCUAUACGGGCUAUUGGGCGACAAAACCGGUAGUCUAUUAAACAUUAUAAUCGACGGCGAAUUUUUGCCCCGCAAUCCGCGCCAUAUGUUUUCGGACGGCGAUUACAAACGCGGUGUAAAUCUGAUGAUCGGAGGGGUGGAGGACGAGGGCUCUAUGGUGUUAGGGAUGGCUGAUCCGCAACGGUAUGACAAGUGGGCGCCGGCGCCCAUCACUGGCGAACAAGUGUUGGCCGAUUUCCGGGCGAUUAUACCAUGGUUUACCACUGAUGCCUCGCAUAUUGACACCGACUCUACUAUAAAGCAUUAUUUCCACGGCCUAACCGACCCGAGUGCAAUCCGGUGCCGCGCGGGUGUGGCCAUUGGCGAUCUGUUCCUCACCUGUCCGACCAUUUUAAUGGCCAAAGCCGUACACCGGGGCGACCCCACAGCCCGAGUAUAUCACUAUCAUUACACGGCCAAAAUGGGUGACCCAAAGCUGUUUGCCAGCUCAUGGAUGACUGGUGCCGGUCAUUUUGAUGAUAUUUACCCUGUGUUUGGCGUACCAUUGGUUGAUGAGCACCGGUAUGUCGACGGGGAGCGCCUGGUGUCAAGACAAAUGAUUGGUAUAUUUAGUGAGUUUGCAUAUAAUGGAAGUCCCCGAUCGCAAGGGGGCGCUGAAUGGCACGCGUACUAUACCGUUGGCGGCAAUGUUAUUGCCCCCUAUUUUGAGAUUACGGGUGACACACCUGUGGCUACUAAUUAUGGUAAUAAUUUAAAGGAGAUUGAGUGCGAGGUUUUAUGGAAAAGUGCCCUGGUUAAUUAG
Medioppia subpectinata is the source of this 1734-nucleotide messenger RNA. NCBI's taxonomy places the organism in Eukaryota, Metazoa, Arthropoda, Arachnida, Sarcoptiformes, Oppiidae. The record is from the annotation of a GenBank genome assembly.